AUGUCUAUGGUGUCCAGUCGCGGUUCGAGCUACUCCGAGAGCUUCGACGAGCGACAAUCGAAAAGUCUCAGUGGGAUGUGGCAUCCCGAGAAAACCCCCGUUACCAUGACAAGCCUUGAUCUGACGCCUGAGCUUCACCGACGUGACUCCAUGUCGACAGAAGCCUCCAACUCCACCCUGGCAAUGGACGCACCUCACGAUGAGCUGGAUCCUAAGACUCCGACUUCGGACCAUGUGGCUGGUCCCAUGGAACAACUUCUCCAAUCCCUACUUCGAAAAGUCACCGAGGCCGAACGAAGUCGUCCAACGAUCAUGGCAGAGGACUACGCUAAGUUACAAGCUCGAGUCGAUGCUCUGGAAGGCGAAAAGAAGGCUUGGGAGUCCAGAUACCAGGCGUACUUUGAAGUGCGCGAUCAAGACCUGACCAACAUACUGAAAUUGCGUACCAUGCUCGCCGACGAGCGAAGAGAACAUACUGCAGUCAGGAAACUCCGAGAAGAAGAUCUGGAGAACCUUCUCUCGGUGCGCGAGAAGCUCGCCCAGGCCUUGUGGUCCAAGCCUCAACCUCAACGACCGACAUCAACUCUGCUCUCAGCUCGGCAGUCUCGCACAGAAGGCGAUGAUUUGUGGCAGGCGGCCAAGACUGCAGCGAUGGAGCACAGACUUCUGGAGCUAGAAGCGGCCAACAAGGAACUCCGCGAACAAGUGGCAACAGGCGGCUCAAGUGAUGCCAGCAAAAUGAUGAGUCGCAUGGAGAACAUGUUCGAGGAUGGCCUGAAGCAGCGGGAGAAGAUGGCUUCCAAGGUUCAACAACUAAGAUCCGAGAAAGAGGCUUUGCAGAAAGAGGUGGCAGUGCUGGAAGACCGGACCACCGAGUUAGAAGGUGUCAUAGAGAGGUUGCAAAGAAAUUGUGGCGUUUAG
Messenger RNA from Exophiala xenobiotica, 921 nucleotides. RefSeq lists its product as uncharacterized. Lineage: Eukaryota; Fungi; Ascomycota; Eurotiomycetes; Chaetothyriales; Herpotrichiellaceae. The coding region runs from base 1 to 921 and encodes 306 amino acids. The transcript is spliced from 2 exons. The record is from RefSeq and is a predicted model, not a curated record.